UGGGAGGAGGAGGAAGGGGACGAGCGGGAGGAGGGCGGUCGUCCAGGGUUAGGUUCUGGGCGGAGGAGGGGGGUGUAGGUCCGUUCGGGGCGGAGGAUGACUCACAGCCCAUCCCAUCUUCCCGACGCUGCCCGCCCGCGCAGAGCUCGCUCCUUGGCUUAGCGGAGGAGGCGGUGGCGAGCAGGGGGAGGGGUACUCUUAUUUUGUUAGGGGGGGUCGGGCUGAAGCCCGACCGGCCAAGCAGGGCUCGCUCGGGGCCGGGCGUCAUGUCUCAUGCAGCCGAGCCAGCCCGGGACAGUGUAGAGGCUAGCACGGAGGGUCCUCGAGCGGUGUUCGUGUUGUUGGAGGAGCGCAGUCCGGCGGACUCAGCCCAGCUGCUCAGAGGUCUUCCUACAAUAACAGCCACCCCUACCUCACCCUCAGCCUGAACUCUUUGCUUCCGGAAUCCGGGAUUGUUGCUGACAUUGAGUUAGAAAACGUCCUUGAUCCUGACAGUUUUUACGAACUCAAAAGCCAGCCCUUACCAGUACGCUCAAGCCUCCCAAUAUCACUGCAGGCCACCCCAGCCACCCCAGCUACACUGUCUACAUCAUCUUCUGCAGUGGGUUCCCGGACCCCUGCCAUGUCAUCUUCAUCUUCAUCGCGGGUCUUGCUGCGGCAGCAGCUAAUGCGGGCCCAGGCCCAGGAGCAGGAGAGGCGUGAGCGUCGGGAACAGGCUGCAGCCUCUCCCUUCCCCAGCCCUGCACCUGCCUCUCCUGCCAUCUCUGUGGUUGGUGUUUCUGCUGGGGGCCACACAUUGGGCCGUCCUCCCCCUGCUCAGGUGCCCAGGGAGGUGCUCAAGGUGCAGACUCAUCUGGAGAACCCAACACGCUACCACCUGCAGCAGGCGCGCAGGCAGCAGGUGAAACAGUACCUGUCCACCACACUUGGGCCCAAGCUGGCUUCCCAGGCCCUCACCCCACCACCGGGGGCUGCUAGUGCCCAGCCGCUCCCUGCCCCUGAGGCCACCCAUGCUACUGGCCCCACAGGCAGCGCCCCCAACAGUCCUAUGGCACUGCUCACCAUCGGGUCCAGCUCAGAGAAGGAGAUUGAUGAUGUCAUUGAUGAGAUCAUCAGCCUGGAGUCCAGUUACAAUGAUGAGAUGCUCAGCUAUCUACCUGGAGGCACUGCAGGGCUACAGCUCCCCAGCACACUGCCUGUGUCAGGGAAUCUGCUUGAUGUGUACAGUAGUCAGGGUGUGGCCACAUCUACCAUCACUGUCAGCAACUCCUGCCCAGCUGAGCUGCCCAACAUCAAACGAGAGAUCUCCGAAACAGAGGCCAAGGCCCUUUUGAAGGAACGGCAGAAGAAGGACAAUCACAACCUAAUUGAACGUCGCAGGCGAUUCAACAUUAACGACAGGAUCAAGGAGCUGGGCACCCUUAUCCCCAAGUCCAGUGACCCGGAGAUGCGCUGGAACAAGGGCACCAUCCUCAAAGCCUCUGUGGAUUAUAUUCGCAAGUUGCAGAAGGAGCAGCAGCGCUCCAAAGACCUGGAGAGCCGGCAGCGAUCUCUGGAGCAAGCCAACCGCAGCCUGCAGCUCCGAAUUCAGGAGCUCGAACUGCAGGCCCAGAUCCAUGGUCUGCCGGUCCCUCCCACCCCAGGGCUGGUCCCCCUGGCCACAACUUCAGCCUCUGACAACCUCAAGCCAGAGCAGCUGGACGUUGAGGAGGAGGGCAGGCCAGGCGUAGCAACGUUUCAUACAGGGGGGGGCCCUGACCAGGGUGCUCCCCAUCAGCAGCCCCCAGUGCCACCUUCAGAUGCCCUUCUGGACCUGCACUUUCCCAGCGACCAUCUGGGGGAUCUAGGGGACCCCUUCCAUCUGGGACUGACGGACAUUCUGAUGGAGGAGGAGGAGGGGGUGUUGGGGGGACUGCCAGGGGACGCCCUGUCCCCACUGCGGGCUGCCUCUGACCCCCUGCUCUCUUCCGUGUCUCCCGCUGUCUCUAAGGCCAGCAGCCGCCGCAGCAGCUUCAGCAUGGAGGACGAGUCCUGAUCAGGCCUCACCCCUCCCCUGGGAUUUCCCCACCCAGGAAAGGAGGAUAAGUCAAGAUGAGGUUCUACCUUUCCCUUGCCCUCCUAUGAGACUGCCCUGCCCAGUGUUCUGGGGGAAGAGAUGAGGCCCUACCCCUGUAACAGGCAAGGAGGAGGAGCCAGGUGAUGCCCGUCCCUUCCCCUCAGGUCCAGCCAGCACCUUGUAAGCAGAGCCUGUUUGCUGGAGAUCCCAGCCUCGCCCCAACCCCAUGGGACCCACCCUUGCCCAGGCGAAGGAAGGAGACAGGAUGAGGUCUGUCCCUAUCCUCUGGGAACUACCCUAGCCAGGUCUGGGAUCAGGAUGUGUCAGAAUGCUGUAUCAUCCACCCUCAUAAUGACCACUCUUGCUUGCAAGGAAGAAGAGUCAAAAUGAUGGAACUCCUACCCUGGGGUUUACCAACCUUGCCCCUUUACCAUGAUCCCUGCCUUGCCCAGGUCAGAAACAGAAGUGAGGACGAGAGCCAGACCCUUUAUUUGGGAAAUUGGGUCAUGGCCUAGCAAUGGAGGAGCCAGGCCAUGCACCUUCCCUAUAGGAAGAGUCCAGCCGCCAGUAUUUCAGGUAUGGAAGAGUGUAUAAGAUUAGGCCACCAUGUGGAGAUCACAAUCCUUAUUCUUCAGCAACAUCCUAUCCAAGCAUUCCACUGCAGGGAGGAGUAGUACUUAGGAUCCUUUCCUUAACCUGAGAGAGAACCUCGUUAUUUAACCUAGGAACAAGGCUUUGAGCUGACCUUGCCUUUGGGGAAGGGGGGCAGAUCCUGAAAUCUUGUAGGUUGACAUUCCAGACCUAGAUCAGGAGUGAGUUAGGCCCCUACCCUUGGGCAGAGAUGCCUCCUUCCUCCUUCCUUGAAGGAUCAUUUGAGGAGGUGAUGGGUAGUAGGGGAUAUUGAGUCCAGGUUCCCAGAACCAGCACCUGUUACUUUGUUUCAACAUGUAGAGGAACACAGUGAAGGAAGGGACACUUCUGGGGAUUUUCCCAGCCUGGGAAAAAAGUAAAAGCCUGUCCCACCAAGGCAGAGGCUUAGAGGAAAGGUUGUAAAAUCAUGUAUUCCUCUUUUGUUUAUCUUGAUUUUUUACUGACUCCCCUAUUCAGAAGUUGGUAACCCCCAACCUCUGGCCUUCACCCAGCUCUCCAUUUGAAGGAAUCGUUCCCAUUUCAGAGUUAUCAACAGACAACUCCUUACCCCUCCUACCACGUAUACACAAGGUUGUCACCUUUGGAUUGUUAGGGCUAACGCCCCAAGAAGGGUGUACUGAGGGGUCUGUAGGUUUGUGAUUAAAUAAAUGCUAGGCGUGUUU
This is a messenger RNA of Phyllostomus hastatus (greater spear-nosed bat), 3369 nucleotides long. RefSeq names its product transcription factor binding to IGHM enhancer 3 (gene TFE3). NCBI's taxonomy places the organism in Eukaryota, Metazoa, Chordata, Mammalia, Chiroptera, Phyllostomidae. The coding region runs from base 623 to 2035 and encodes 470 amino acids. Gene Ontology annotation, cellular component: nucleus. Gene Ontology annotation, molecular function: protein dimerization activity; RNA polymerase II cis-regulatory region sequence-specific DNA binding; DNA-binding transcription factor activity, RNA polymerase II-specific. The transcript is spliced from 10 exons. Gene Ontology annotation, biological process: positive regulation of DNA-templated transcription; regulation of transcription by RNA polymerase II; humoral immune response. The record is from RefSeq and is a predicted model, not a curated record.